AUGCUGGGGGCACGGGAUCGGCUGAUGCUACCGUGCAGCGCACUGGCAGUGUUGCUGCUGUUCCUCAUGCCCAGUGCCGUGCCAGUUCAGGCUGGAGCUGCGGAAUACUGCAUGGCAGAUGACCCGGACUGCAUUGACACUGCUCUCCCGGAGGUGGCUCUUGAUCCAGCAGAGACGAUUGAUGAUUACGAAUACAAGGAUUAUAACCCAGUGGAGCAGCUCAACUCUCAAGGUGUGGCAGCGGCCCAGCGUGGGCACAUUGCAGAAGCACUUGAUCUCUUUAGGGCUGCCAGUUAUCACCAAGGCCACCGCCAAGACGUAUGGGCAAACAUUGCCAUUGCUUCCAAGGACCUGGCCGACCGCAUGGGCCCGGCCGAGACGCGCAAGCCGCGGUCCGUUGCGCACAUCUACGGCCCACCGCUUUCAUGUCAUUAUGAAGCAUGGGAUGCCAAACUGCGCGCUUUGGCCAAGGAAGGCCACACUCUCCAAGAAUACACCGACGCUGCCAGCCGAAGUGACGAUCGCUACGAGGUCAAGUUUCCUCUGAAAAGCCCAUUCAUCGACUCUGACCUCAUUGCAAACCGGAUCAUGCUCGGCCUUCUCAAGACGGUCAUUGGUGCCAGGUUUGAGAUUGACACAUUCAGCUAUGUGGCAUCUCGGGCUGGGGCACCACAUCAGGGUAUUGUCAAUAUCGUGCCAUUGGUCAAUAUGACGCAAGAAGUGGGUCCCACCGAGUUUAUGACCGGUUCACACUGGCCAAUGCGUAAAACCUGGAAGGACUAUGAUGAGACCAACUCGCCCACUCCGCUGCAUCGCCUUGCCGCUGACACCGGUUCUGCCGUGCUGUUUGACGUCUCUAUUUACCAUCGUGGCACUCACAAUCGCUCGCCAAGUUUUCGCCCCAUCGUUUACAUGAGCUAUGUGCGCGAGUGGUGGUUUGACCGCGUCAACUUCAAGGACAAGCAAACACGUGACUAUGAUCCGCUUGACAUCCGCCAUAAGAAGCUCAUGACCCGCUUGGAUGCUCGCCCUUGUGAGAGGUUUUUUUUUUUACCUCCAGAUGUCAAGCCAAAUCGCACCUUGACUUUGUAUCAUUCAAAUUAG
Messenger RNA from Monosiga brevicollis MX1, 1104 nucleotides. RefSeq lists its product as uncharacterized. The transcript is spliced from 10 exons. NCBI's taxonomy places the organism in Eukaryota, Choanoflagellata, Craspedida, Salpingoecidae. Bases 1 to 1104 code for a protein of 367 amino acids. The record is from RefSeq and is a predicted model, not a curated record.